AUGGAGAAAAUCAAGAGCCUUCUGUUAGGCAGUUCCAAAGAGAAAGAGAAGGAGGCCAAGGACGAGACGGGUCAACCGUCGAGUACUCAUGGAGGCGUGACAGGCGCGGGAAGUCACUUCGACAACACAAGCGAAACUCAAACAACCGGAAUUGGGGGAAAUCAUACCGCCGGGCAUGGGAACACUCCUCUGUCCACCGCUGGAAGUCAACCACACCCGGAUGCGAAGAGCGCCGCGAUUGCAGCAGCCGGUCUUGGAAGCAGCCAGCAAACGUCUGGCACAAGCGCGAUCCCGACCUCCCACCUCGCUUCCCAAUCUCAAUCGUACCCAACCGAGUCCCAAACACAGAACAAUAACUUAGGCAAUGCGCAGAUUGGCAGUGGAUCGAUUGGACAAUCGGCUUCAUUGGGCUUGACUGGCCCAGACACGACUUCUUCGUCCGCAAACACAAAUACAACACAAGCUGGACAUGGGUCGAUCGGUCAAUCCGCACUCUCGGGCUUGACAGGAAGCGAUGCUGGUUCAGCAGCGACGACUACAAGCACACAAACUGGUACGAUGACUCCAGCCAUGCACGUUCCAGGUGAAUGGAUCCUUGAGGCUAAUACUACCCGAAUUCCAGGACCCAGCGUAACAGGCUCAAGCCAAACUUCAGGUAGUCACCUGGUACGGGAUGCUGCCUUAAUGGGAGGAGCUGGUGGAGGAGCAGGGGCUCUUAUUUCUGGUGUUGCGAGCCACCGGGAGCGUGAGAUGGCCGGAGGGCAUGGCUCCUCGACGGCAGCUCCAGGACUGGGGCAAAGCUCCGGCCUUGGUUCAGGCACAGGAACUUCAAACACAACGUCUUCCACUCUGCCGAUCCGCACGCACGAGUCCACCAAUCCUCAUGGAGUCUCUUCAGGAACUGGAUAUGGCUCCAGGCAGGAACCAAGCAUUACUGGCCCAAAUCAUGUGACCCGCGAUACUGCCGCCCUUGGAACAGCUGGUGCAGUGGGCGCUGGUGUUCAUCACCAUGAUUCUCAUGCUGGCCCGACUGGACUCGGCCAAGGAUCCAUUCCACAAUCAUCUACCCAUGGGCCACAUACCACAAACGCAGCCAACCUGCUUGAUCCACGCGUCAACCCGAGUGGUCUGAGUGGCCACGAAGAUGCUAUCAAGCACUCGCCAAAUCAUGGAGGUGGUGCUGAGCAAGCAGAUUCUCACCACCGUGCUUCUGAAGGCCUCACCGGCAGUGCUAAAGCGCUACAGGAAACUCGUGAGGGAGAUCAUGGCAAUGUAACCAACACUUCGGGACUCGGCUCGUCAACUGCCCGAACGGGCGUUCCCAAAUCCGCUGUCUCAUCCGGGCUCGGUGCUUCGAAUACUGGAGCCGGUGUCUCUCACCAGAGCGCUACCUCUACUGGCCCAGCACCCCACACAGCUGGCCCCCACUCGAAAGAUUACCAGAACGUUCUGGAUCCUCGAGUGACACCACUGAAUGCUGCUGCCAAAGGUAACGAGCAGACUUCUACCUCCAGUGGACAACACUAUGGUCGGGAUGCUGCUGUUGCUGGCGGAGUCGGUACGGCUGCUUAUGCGGCUACUCAGCAGCAUGGCUCGAGGGGAGCAAGGGAUCCAGCUGCAACGCAACUCGAUCAACAAAGCACCUGGGCUGAGUCUGGGGUUCCUCACUCAACAACCUCGACAGACCAAUCAGGCCUUACCACUCACACUUCAGCUAAUGAGGUAACGACCGAUCAUUCCAAGGAUCAUCAUUACGGCAGAGAUGCUGCGGUAGCUGGGGGCGCGGCCGGAGCCGGGGCAGGCGCUUACGAAGCCGACAGGCACAGCCAUGAGAUAGAUCUCAAGAAGGCUCAGAAAGAAGCUGAGAAGGAGCACAAAGCCUUCAAGCAGGCUGAGAAAGAUUACAAGCAUGCCGAGAAGCAAGCUGCAAAGGACCACAAGGCUGCUGAGAAGCAGGCCGAGAAAGACUAUGACAAGGCUGAGAAGGAGGCGGAGGAGGCCGAGAAGGAUGCUGAGAAGAAAAAGAAGGCUGGUUUCCUAUCAUUCUUGCACCGUGACAAAAGCAAGAAGUACACAAAAGAAGAGGAAGAUGACUUUGAUCGCCAAGAGCGUGAACACAACGCCUCUCAACAAUCCCACGCGGGCCGCAACGUCGCUGCCGGUGGUGCCGCGGGUGCAGCGGGUACAGGUGCACUGUACGAACUCCAUCACGAACAGGGCAAGCCAGCUGCUUCGGAGGAUCCCUACGCUACUACGUCGACGAACAAGACUCCUCUACCUGACAAGCCGAUCGGCAAGGACCUCGGUGACCAUCUCCAUGGCGCCGAUCGCAACCGUGGCGUCGCAGGCUCUUCUGGAUUUGCGGGCGAGCCGGGCUUUGGGGAUGGUACAACUGGGGCCGACCAUGGGGGCCUUCUCCAUGAUCAUGAUCCCAGCAAAUACUCGAUCAGUCAUCAACAAUCGGGGCUCACGGGUGCUCACGGCACGUCGGCGUUUGCAGGAUCUUCUACCGGUCAUCAACAGUCCGGCCAUCAGCAAUCCGGCCUCGCUAGCUCCCAGGGCCAUUCGGGAGUGACAGGCUCUUCCGGUGCAGUCGGAAGCACGGGCCGUGAGUUCCCCCUCGUCGGAGCAGGAGGGAAUGGCCACGAAAAGCAUGAUACGGGAGUUGCGAAUGCGAGUGGGAGUGGUCAUGAUACUGCGACACAGCCGAGGGGAAUGUUUUGA
Drepanopeziza brunnea f. sp. 'multigermtubi' MB_m1 is the source of this 2724-nucleotide messenger RNA. The record is from RefSeq and is a predicted model, not a curated record. NCBI's taxonomy places the organism in Eukaryota, Fungi, Ascomycota, Leotiomycetes, Helotiales, Drepanopezizaceae.